This is a messenger RNA of Pan troglodytes (chimpanzee), 765 nucleotides long. RefSeq names its product keratin-associated protein 2-1. The coding region runs from base 37 to 423 and encodes 128 amino acids. NCBI's taxonomy places the organism in Eukaryota, Metazoa, Chordata, Mammalia, Primates, Hominidae. Gene Ontology annotation, cellular component: keratin filament. The record is from RefSeq and is a predicted model, not a curated record. The transcript has a single exon.
UCAACAGCCCAACCCACACCAGCCUCAGACACCACCAUGACCGGCUCCUGCUGCGGCUCCACCUUCUCCUCCCUGAGCUACGGGGGAGGCUGCUGCCAGCCCUGCUGCUGCCGCGACCCCUGCUGCUGCCGCCCCGUGACCUGCCAGACCACCGUGUGCCGCCCCGUGACCUGCGUGUCCCGCUGCACGCGCCCCAUCUGCGAGCCCUGCCGCCGCCCGGUGUGCUGCGACCCCUGCUCCCUGCAGGAAGGCUGCUGCCGCCCCAUCACCUGCUGCCCCUCGUCGUGCACGGCUGUGGUGUGCAGGCCCUGCUGCUGGGCCACCACCUGCUGCCAGCCUGUGUCUGUGCAGUCCCCCUGCUGCCGGCCCCCCUGCGGCCAGCCGACCCCUUGCAGCACCACCUGCAGGACCUCCUCCUGCUGAGACCCCAAUGCCCCCACAGAGCAAUACACUGAAGCCUAAACAUCUAUCUGGUGUUUUUAAAAAGUUAAAAGAAAAAUAGAUUUUUUUCACAAGGUGACAAUAGUGAUUUUUACCAUCUGGAUACAGCCUGGUGUAAGCAGACGUCCAUUACCACCCUCACCCACAUUUUCAGGGGUCUACAUCAGCCUUAGUCAUCAUGGAUAGUAAAUCGACCUUUAAGAAUUCCUGGGGUGGACUUUGCAAACACAUUCUACAACCUGAUGGUUUUUACUGCUCAAACUAUCACCAUCAUCUUUUGCAAUGUGUUGCUCACUGUUGUCAAUAAACUAAUUUUUCCUGGCA